This is a messenger RNA of Microthlaspi erraticum, 504 nucleotides long. The record is from the annotation of a GenBank genome assembly. NCBI's taxonomy places the organism in Eukaryota, Viridiplantae, Streptophyta, Magnoliopsida, Brassicales, Brassicaceae.
AUGUCGAAUUUGACAAAGCUCGAGAUCGCCGCCCUGGACAUUAGUGGUAACAACUAUUUGUCUUGGACGGUAGGUGCAAAGUUGCACCUAAAAGGAAAUGGUCUCUUGAGCACCAUCGAUAAGUCUGGAAAGACAUCCGAUGAGCAAAAGGCGAAAGCCAUGAUCUUUUUACGCCACCAUAUACAUGAUGGUUUAAAAGAUGAAUACAUCACAAAAGAAGAUCCUGCGGAUCUAUGGAACUCGCUUAAAGUUCGGUUUGAUCAUCAAAAAUAUAUGAUCUUACCGCAAGCGAGGUACGAGUGGUUGAACCUCCGGUUCCAGGAUUAUAAAAGUGUUGCUGAGUACAAUUCCAUUAUGUACAACAUCACUUCCAGGAUGAAAAUGUGUGGAGAGAAUAUCAGUGAAUUUGAUAUGUUGGAAAAAACUCUCUCAACUUUUCAUCCUGAAAAUAUAAUCCUGAGCAACAAUACCGGGCAAGAGAAUUCACCUCGUACUCGGAGUUGA